Molecule: messenger RNA, 867 nt
Organism: Paramuricea clavata
Lineage: Eukaryota; Metazoa; Cnidaria; Anthozoa; Malacalcyonacea; Plexauridae
Source: the annotation of a GenBank genome assembly
AUGCUCCUUGAAUUACACCCCCCUGCUCUUGCAACUGUUAGUGGAAAUGAUAUUGCACAAUCUGAUCAGGAAGUUAUGUAUAUUGAUGCACCUUCCUUAAAGGAAAGCACCAGCCUACCAGAUUGUCAUUCUCCUAGCACUUUUGCAGAAACUACGGACCUACUUGAAAAGGUAUCACCUCAGAAAAGCAUCUGUUCAGAGUAUACAUGCACACUGACUGAUACAGAUACAGAUCAUGAUGAAUUAUACAUGCCUUCUGCUGAAAGUCAAACCGAAACAGAGAAUGCAAGUGAUGUAGAAAUAGAAAAAAGUCCUCUAGAGCAGAAAAAAUUUGUGGUGUUUGAAAAAAAUCUAGAUGAGCUAUUUGUUACUUGUUCCACCUGUGCUAAGCCAAUAGUUGAGCAGUCUAAAAAAUGUAUUGGUAGCAUGGUGGUUGUUGAAACAGUAUGUGUUGAUGGACAUCAAAAUAAAUGGCGGUCACAGCCUAUGAUUGGUGAGAAGAUAGCAGGCAACUUGUUGCUUGCUGGAUCAAUACUGUUCAGUGGGAAUACUUUUCAAAAUGUAAACUCUUUGGCCCAGUGCUUGAACUUGGCUUUUAUUGGUAGAAGUACAUUUUAUGAUAUGCAGAAGGUUCUUUUUCCUGUAGUUGAUAAGGCUUGGAAAGACCACCAAGUUGCCCUGCUGAAUGAAACAAAAGAAUCAUCUAAGUUAGAUAUUUGUGGGGAUGGUCGGUGUGAUAGCCCAGGGCAUUGUGCAAAUUAUGGCACCUACACUGUUAUGGAGGAAAAUAGCAGUAAAAUUCUAGAUUUUGAAGUCGUUCAGGUCACAGAGGUCUCAUCAUCAAAUGCUAUGGAGGCUGAAGGGUAA